Molecule: messenger RNA, 2517 nt
Organism: Entamoeba dispar SAW760
Lineage: Eukaryota; Evosea; Mastigamoebida; Endamoebidae
Exons: 2
Coding region: 1-2517 (838 amino acids)
Molecular function (GO): GTP binding
Source: RefSeq, a predicted model, not a curated record
AUGUCAAGAGUAAUAGUAAGAUUCUUUUUAAAUGGACAGCCCGUUUCAACUAAACCACUGACUUCACAAGACAAUUUGAAAACAGCAAGAGAGAAAUUAAGUGAGAAGAUGUCUGUUUCUCAACAAUUUUUAUCAAAAGACGGUGAUUUAAUUGAUACAAAUGAUGAAGAGUGCUUUACUAUCGGAGAUAUAAUUGAUUCAUCAAGAAUAAUAAAUAUCAAAGAAAUAUCAGAUAAAAAAGGAAUAAAAAUAAAAUUAAAUGAUGAAGUAAUUAGUACUGUUCAAAUAGAUAAGAAAACAAAAUUAAGUGAUGUCAGGAAAUCAAUUCAAAAUAUUCCAGAAUCUGCACAUUUCUAUACACUUGACAACGACAUGAUUGAAAUGAUCGAUGAAGAAACGUUUUGUGUAGAAGACAUAUUAAAUAAUGAUGAAAUCACUCUUAAAAAAGAGAAAGAAAAUACACCAGAAAAUGAUACCAUAACUGUUGGAAUAUGUUUGAAUGGAAAACCAUUAAUAAAAAAACAAUUAAACAAGAACAAUUCUCUUUCAGAUAUUAGAAAGGAAAUCGAAAUUAUUGAGUCGAUUCCAAAAGAAUUUGUAUUUGAAGAUCAAGAAGGAUUUAAAAUACUGACUGGUGAAGAAGAGUCAUUAAAAUUAUCAUCUAUUCUGUAUGACAACAAGAUCAGUAUAACAGGAAAAGAAGUAUUAUCAUCUAUUCUGUAUGACAACAAGAUCAGUAUAACAGGAAAAGAAGUGUCUGAUACUUCUUUAAAUAAUACAACAACACCAGUCGACUCUCUAAAUAGUGCCACAAUUUCUGAUAAUUUACCAAAUAAUACUGCAGCACCUGUUGGCUCACCAAAUAAUACUAUAAUACAUACUACAACAGAUAUAUCUGAACCAAAUGUUCCAAUUGAAGGAAGUAUAAGAUUGAAAAAUCAUGAAAAAGGAAAAUUGAAAAUAUAUUUAUAUCCAAAUGAACCAUUUAAUCAAGUAGAAGAGAGUGAUGCAAUUGCUAUUUUAGUUGUUGGUCAAACAGGAAGUGGUAAAACAACAUUAUUAAAUAGUUUUGUAAAUGCAUUAUAUGGAAUCAAGAUAACAGAUGAUUUUAGAUAUAUAAUUAUAAAUGAAGAUAAUUUAAAACAAUGUAGAGAUCAAUCUAAAAGUCAAACAAGUAAAGUUUCAAUUUAUAAUAUUAAAAGAACAAAAAGAACACCUCCAAUAAAAAUAAUAGAUACACCUGGAUUUGGAGAUACAAGAGGAAUUGCAUAUGACAAAGCAAUUAUUAAACAAAUAAAAGAAGCAUUUGAAACAAAAGUAUUUGAUUUAACUGCUAUUUGUUUUGUUGCACCAUCUAGUAAUGCAAGACUAACAGCAAAUCAAAAAUAUAUAUUUGGGAAUAUUAUUGAUUUAUUUGGGAAUGAUGUGAAAAAGAAUUUUAUUGCUAUGCUCACAUUCUGUGAUGGUAAAACACCACAAGUUAUUAAUGCAUUACAAUCGCAAGAUUGUAUUUUCAGUUCAGUUAUUCCUGAAAUAGAUGAACCAUGGUAUUUAAAAUUUAAUAACUCAGCUAUUUAUGAUGAUAAUACUGGAGAUGAAUUUACACAAAUAUUUUGGAAAUUAGGCAUGAAGAACUUUGAUGACUUUAUUGAAAAAUUAAAAAAAUUACCAAAAAAGUCAUUAGAACAAUCCAGAGAAGUUUUGAGGAGAAGAGAACGUAUUAAAGCCCAAAUUGAAGGAUUAAGAAUAUCAUUAAAUAAUGGAAUAUCAAAAAUGGAUGAGAUAAAACAAUAUUAUGAACAGUUCUAUUUGAAUCGAGAUAAGGUUAAUAAUAAUCAAAAUUUUACUUUUACUGUAACAAAAACAAUACAAAAAAAGGUCGAACUAAAACGAGGAGAAUAUGUAACUAAUUGUUUGAAAUGUAAUAGAACAUGUCAUUACCCAUGUUAUAUUAAAGGAGACAUGAAAAAAAACUGUGCUUGCAUUGGUGAUAAGGAAUGUUGUACUGUAUGUAAAUGUUAUUAUACACAACAUGCAAACUCAUCAUACAGAUUUGAUUAUGUAACAGAAACAGAAAAACAAACAGCAAAAGAAGUACUUGAAAGAUAUAAUGAAGGUAAAAAAGGUGUAGCUAGUGCAGAGGCUAUGUUAAAAAAGUUAGAAGAAGAAUAUUAUAAAAUUCAAAUGGACUGUUAUGAUAAAGAAGUAGAAAUUAUAGAAUGUAUUAAUAUAUUGUCAUCCAUUGCAUUAAAUGGUAAAAUUAAUAGUUCUAAUGAAUAUUUAGAUUUAUUAAUUGAAACAGAAAAUGAAGAAAAGAAAACAGGAUAUAAAAUUAGAAUUGAAGGAUACAAACAACUAAAACAAACAAAUCAAAUAAUAGAAGAUAUUAUGAAAAAAUCAGGUUCAAAAAAGAGUAAGCAAGAGAUUAAAAAAGAACUUGAAAGAAAAAAGGAAGAUUUAGUACAAGGAGAAAAAUCAACAUUAGAUAAAAACUGUGAGAGUUGUGUUAUUUGCUGA